UGUGUGAGGACAUUCAGCAGAUCAGUGUUUUUGUACCGAGUUGGAUUCUUUAAUCUUCUACUUUUAGUUCAGAUUUUCUCUGGCGCAUCAAAGCUGCGCGGCUCGGAGUUUCCGAACCAUUUUUAAGGUUUCACAGGGAAACGUGUGUGUCCAGAGGCUAGACUUUCCACGACACGGUCAUGUGUGACUUUUUGCUAAAGAACGGGACGCCCGCUCUGUGAAAUCGGCGCCGGAUGGUUGGAUGGAUGUGGAUGUUGUAGGGCGCACUGGAAUAACACAGUGAACUGACAGAGGAUCAGUGUUCUCUCGGCUCUGUUUGUCUGGAGUUCAUCCUUUUCUCUUCUUUUUACUCAUCUCUGGAAUUGUUACACUCAGUGGUGGAGGACGUGCAGCAUUUCUUCCCGAGGCUUUGAUCACCUGCUAUGUGUCUAGUGUGGAAAAUACCUGGCGGAAGGUGUGCAGCGGGAUCUGGUCUGGGAGGACAGGACAUCUGAUAAAUCUCCGUGUCUGAUUUAUUUCCUGUUUCCUCUUUUUUUCUUUUUUUUUUCCAAAUUUGUGCGUAAUGUACGUGGAAUGAAGACAGAGGAUGGAUAUAAUUUGGGAAAUAUUGAUCAUUCUUCAAGCCAAUUUUAUUGUCUGCAUAUCAGCACAACCGAAUCCACCGAAAAUUCACGAAGGAUGGUGGGCGUACAAGGAGGUGGUGCAGGGGAGCUUUGUUCCAGUGCCGUCGUUCUGGGGGCUGGUAAACUCGGCCUGGAACCUGUGCUCUGUGGGGAAGAGGCAGUCGCCAGUCAACAUCGAGACCAGCCACAUGAUCUUUGACCCUUUCCUCACGCCCAUAAAGCUGAACACAGGUGGACACAAGGUGGGAGGGACGAUGUACAACACUGGCCGCCACGUCUCUCUGCGAUUGGACAAGGAACAUUUGGUUAACAUCUCUGGAGGGCCAAUGACAUACAGCCAUCGUCUGGAGGAGAUCCGGCUACACUUCGGCAGCGAGGACGGACAGGGCUCUGAACACCUGCUGAACGGACAGGCCUUCUCUGGAGAGGUUCAACUGAUCCACUACAAUCACGAGCUGUACACAAAUUACACAGAAGCUGCUAAAAGCCCCAAUGGACUGGUCAUAGUGUCCAUAUUCAUGAAGAUCGCGGAGACAUCAAACUCAUUCCUGAAUCGAAUGCUGAACAGAGACACCAUCACAAGAAUAACAUACAAAAACGAUGCGUAUCUACUGACCGGCCUGAACAUCGAGGAUAUUUACCCAGAGACGAAUAGUUUUAUCACUUAUGACGGAUCAAUGACCAUCCCUCCAUGUUUUGAGACAGCCACAUGGAUCCUGAUGAACAAGCCGGUGUACCUCACACGCAUGCAGAUGCACUCCUUGCGGCUGCUGAGCCAGAACCAGCCGUCUCAGAUCUUCCUGAGCAUGAGUGACAACGUUCGCCCGGUCCAGCCACUGAACAACCGCUGCAUCCGCACCAAUAUCAACUUCAGCAUGCAGGGCAAAGACUGCCCCAACAACAGGGCUCAGAAGCUCCAGUACCGAGUGAACGAGUGGUUGCUAAAGUAGCCUCCCUUGGAUGAGCAUGGAGAUGAGUGUCAGAGAUGGAGAGCGGGACGAGGCUGAGGGCAGAAAAGGAGGAUGGAGGAAGGAGGAAGGAGACGAACCGGGGCUUAAGGCCGCAUCUCAUCUAAGAUUACUUCAUGGCAUUGUAUAAAGACAACAACACCGGACAUUAUACGAAUUAUACGGAACUUUGCAUUGUGAGCAAAGAGAUUCUUUUCAUACAUUGAGAACAGUUUGAACCCUUGAUCUAAUACAUGCUAACAAGCCCCUACCCCCACUGUACAACUAUAUCUGUACGAACAUUUUGAUACCAGUACUUUUUUGGGAAGAAAACCAAAAAGAGACACUUGGAAAAACAACUGAAAAAAAAAUAUCAUGGAAGCAUUUAUUUGAUAGCCUCCCAACAAAUAGGGACAACGUUGGGACUUUAAAGCCUUUGUACAUAAAGUUGUUGCUAUCAGUGGGAAAAUCCAAGGACUAAGUCACUGCCCCCCCUCCCCCCAUCCCGCCCGGUCAGACGAAGUGGUCAGCACUCACAUGGGACUUUUCAUUACGGUCACCAACAAAGGCAUGCAAUCAGCAACAGAGAGGGAGCACAGCCUUACCUUGUCAUUUUCCGAAAAAAAAAAAAGAAAAAAAAACUUGAGUCAUGUCACGGGAGACGAGCGAAUAUUUACAGGCUUUCUUACGGCCUCAGAGCAACCAGUGUCUUGGCCUCGUUUGUACAUAUUAUAAUUAUCAAUACUGCAGAAAAAUGAAUAUGUAAAGAAAAGUAAUGAAUUAACAUUCAAAAGAUAUAUUAAGAGGAUUUAAAAAAAAAAAAAGAAAAAAAUAGUUGAGAAUUUUAAAAAGCUUGGCGCACUUUGAAGUCUGGAGCAGUUCUCAGUCUGAGCUGAUGCCUUUUUUUCUGUUUUAUUGUUUACAAUGGUCAUACACUGUGUUUGAGUAAUGUUAUCAGCCCAAUAAAUGUGUCUGGAAAGUUCACUUUGGAAAAUGCUUCACUAUAUGAGGAUCUGACUUAAUUGUAUCUGUACCUGUUUUGUACUGUUCCAUAUUAAAUGUGUUGAUAUGUCAA
This is a messenger RNA of Larimichthys crocea (large yellow croaker), 2645 nucleotides long. It is a transcript of the gene ca10a, whose product is annotated as carbonic anhydrase Xa. The transcript is spliced from 10 exons. Bases 587 to 1573 code for a protein of 328 amino acids. The record is from RefSeq and is a predicted model, not a curated record. Gene Ontology annotation, molecular function: zinc ion binding; carbonate dehydratase activity. NCBI's taxonomy places the organism in Eukaryota, Metazoa, Chordata, Actinopteri, Sciaenidae. Gene Ontology annotation, biological process: one-carbon metabolic process.